Molecule: messenger RNA, 1451 nt
Organism: Malania oleifera
Lineage: Eukaryota; Viridiplantae; Streptophyta; Magnoliopsida; Santalales; Ximeniaceae
Product: protein SOSEKI 5-like
Exons: 3
Coding region: 364-1347 (327 amino acids)
Source: RefSeq, a predicted model, not a curated record
GUCUUCACUUAAUUUCAAAAUCUUUUUCAAAUGGAGAAUGGCAAAAAUCUCCCAAAGAGAUGCGCGCACAUGCAAUUGCUACACCUUUCUCCAUCAAUGCAUCCGCCUAGAGCCCCUAUAAAUAUGAGCUCCCUCUCACCACCUCUCGCCCGUCUCUUUCCAAACCACAGAGAAACCCCACCUCUGAGCCUCUCCUCACCCUUUUCGGCUUUUUCUCUUAAGAAAAUCCCACUUUCGAGUUUCUGUGGAUCUUCUCAACAAACACGCCGGGGGCUCCCAAAUUUAUUAUGAUUUCUAAAUGAUCUUCCUCUUCUGUUACUCUUAUGAUGAUUAUCGAUUCAAUUCUCAAUCCCGUUUUCUAAAAUGUCCGUGAGUUCGAGCGGGAGAAUGGAGCUUUCUUCAAUGGCAAAGAAAUGGCAAGACGGAGAGGCCAGUCCUGAGAGAACCAAGGUAUGGGUCGAGAACAGGUCCAACAGCGACAGAAAAGUCGCCGUUGUUUACUACCUCUGCCAUAAUGGCCAGCUCGAGCACCCUCAUUUCAUGGAAGUUCUUCUCUCUUCUUCCCGAGGACUCUUUCUCAGAGAUGUGAUGAAUCGCUUGAACGUUCUUCGAGGAAAGGGCAUGGCCAACAUGUACUCCUGGUCUUCUAAGCGGACCUACAGAAACGGGUUCGUGUGGCAAGAUUUGUCCGAGAACGACAUCAUACACCCCGUUUACGGCCACGAGUACGUCCUCAAGGGAUCAGAGCUUCUCGAAAGUUCUUCGAGCUUUAGAUUUUACAAGCCACUUCCAGUGCAAGAUCCUCCUCUGGAAUCGAACGAUUACGGCGCGGAUUGCGAUUCUCCGAUCAUCAUCCGAAGGAGAAAUCAGUCUUGGAGCUCCUUCGAUCCUCGCGAAGGUAAAGUCUACAGGGCCGAAUCCUCUGGCGACUUCGCCGGGAAGGCCGCCGACGCGGCGACGCAGACAGACGAUAGGCGUCUGAGAAGCAGAAGAGCGGUGAGAGACGAGGACGAAGUUUACGGGAACGGCAACAGUACAGAGCUAAGCAGAGAAGAUAUCUCGCCGCCUCCGUCGAGUUCGAGCCCAGAAGUGUCUUCGGAUGUCGCGAACGUCGACGGAGUCGUGAACCGGUCGCGGGUGGUCGUUGACGAGUCAGCGGAUAUUCGAAAUCAGACGGCCGGCAGUGACCGACCCAGUGGGAGGAUGAAGGCAUCUGCGGUUCUGAUGCAGUUGAUCUCGUGCGGAUCGGGUUUGGUCAAAGAUGGGGAGUCAACAUUGAGGAAGAAUCAGGAGUGUUUGGCAAGUGCAGAGUACGAAACUAGACUGCAGCGCGAUGCAUGGAAUUGAAAUGAUUUUUUUCUUUUCGGGAAAUCUUAGGACAAGACGAUUGUCACUUGCAGUAUUUUUGUUAUUGAGUUCUCAUCCUAGAAUAUUUGAAAAAAUUAUUACUA